Messenger RNA from Habropoda laboriosa, 570 nucleotides. RefSeq lists its product as uncharacterized. NCBI's taxonomy places the organism in Eukaryota, Metazoa, Arthropoda, Insecta, Hymenoptera, Apidae. The transcript has 4 exons. Bases 154 to 570 code for a protein of 138 amino acids. The record is from RefSeq and is a predicted model, not a curated record.
AUUCUUGUUUGUAAUGGUGACAAUAGUUUUUAAAUGAAGUUUGUACCGUUCCACGUUGCUCGAAACACGGAUACAACAUUUCAUUGAAGUGCAUAUAGAUAUUUCGUAGACCAUCCAGUCUGAGCACAUUGUCAACUGAAGUAGUCAGAAGAUAUGGAUGAAUUACAAAAUCAAAAUAAUCAUGAACUGAUCCAUUGUAGAUAUGACAAUAGUAACAAUAACAACAGAUUAACGGAAUAUCUUAAUUUGGAUAACCGUACAGAAGAUCCACUCAGGGAACCAGAAGUAACCAUGAAUUUAAAUGAAGGCUCUGCACAAUUACCAGUACAUCCAUUAGAGGAACCAGAAGAAGAUUUAUUUGAUUAUGAAGCUGAUAUUUCAUUGCAAGAUGUAAAUACAGAAUCUGAGGAGCAAGUGGUACCAUCCAGUCAACUAAGUAAUAGUUAUAAAUAUCCUGAAGAACUUACCAUUUCUGAUGAUGAGGUAGAUGAGGGCAUAUUUGAAGAUGAACCAGCAUCUAAUUUAGUAUUACCAGAUGAUAAUAACAGAUAUAAUUCACAACCACCGUGA